Molecule: messenger RNA, 711 nt
Organism: Ilex paraguariensis (yerba mate)
Lineage: Eukaryota; Viridiplantae; Streptophyta; Magnoliopsida; Aquifoliales; Aquifoliaceae
Source: the annotation of a GenBank genome assembly
AUGGCUUCCUCUUUCAAUCUCCAAAGCCUCCAUGGCCCUUUCCUCCACAAAACCCACUUUCUUGGUCAAACCACCCUUCUUCACAGACCAUCUUUCAUACUUCAGAAACCACCAUCAACCUUUAAUAGUACUAAUGUCGCUGCCAAGUUCAACCUCUCUGAGAUCUUGGGAGGCAGAGGUCUAUGCAAUGGGGAAGAAGGCCUCCAACAAGAACUGAAAAAGACAGUCUUACAAGAACCACCACCAGUCACCACCAAGGAUCAACAAAAGGAACCACUAUCAACCGGCGAGACGAUCCCGGAAAAUGGGUUUGAAAAGGAGUUACUGGGAUUCACUGGUGGAUUUCCAGGAGGUGAAAAGGGCCUGCAAAAAUUCAUUGAACAAAAUCCACCUCCCAAGAAAUCUUCAUCUGAGGAAUCAGCCAUCGUUGGCUUCAAUCAGAGCUUAGUAAAGAAGCCGAAAUCGCCCGAACUGCCACUGUUGAUGCCUGGGAUGAUUGCUAUUGUGAAGAAUCCUAACAACCCUUAUUAUAUGUACUGUGGGAUUGUGCAAAGGAUAACUGAUGGUAAGGCUGGGGUGCUCUUUGAAGGUGGGAAUUGGGAUAGACUGAUUACUUUCAGGCUUGAAGAGCUUGAACGCCGAGAGAAGGGACCUCCCAUGGUCAGUCCUAGGUCUGUUGUACUAGAAGCCAUGUUAGACAAGAAUCCAUGA